Molecule: messenger RNA, 1654 nt
Organism: Pungitius pungitius (ninespine stickleback)
Lineage: Eukaryota; Metazoa; Chordata; Actinopteri; Perciformes; Gasterosteidae
Gene: hspa14
Product: heat shock protein 14
Exons: 14
Coding region: 54-1574 (506 amino acids)
Cellular component (GO): plasma membrane; cytoplasm; cytosol
Molecular function (GO): ATP binding; ATP-dependent protein folding chaperone
Source: RefSeq, a predicted model, not a curated record
GCGGAAGAGGGGCCACAUGCGCACGGGGCAUAGCCCUCCCAGUUCUUUCCAGCAUGGCGGCCAUAGGAGUCCACUUCGGAUAUACUUGUGCUUGUGCUGCGAUAUUUAAGGAUGGACGGGCUGAGGUGGUGGCUAACGACGCAGGAGACCGGGUGACUCCAGCUGUGGUGGGCUACAGAGACACUGAGAAGAUUGUUGGCAUCGCCGCGAAGCAAGGGCGGAUCCGCAACGCUGCCAACACAAUUGUCAAAGUGAAACAAGUGCUGGGGAGAAGCUUCGACGAUCCAGAGACCCAGAGCCACAAAACACAGACAAAGUGUCAGGUUGUCAACAGACAAGAGAAGCCUUAUUAUGAGAUCACAGCGGGAGAUCACCCAGAGUAUGUCGCGCCGGAGGAUGUUGCAAAACUCAUCUUCAACAAAAUGAAAGAAACGGCUCAGUCGGCUCUCGGCUCUGAUGUCACCGAGGCGGUUAUCACCGUCCCAUUUGAGUUUGCACAUGCUCAGAAACGUGCUUUGAGGGAGGCAGCUGAAGCUGCAGGCUUCCAUGUACUGAGGCUGAUUCACGAGCCUGCUGCCGCUCUGUUGGCCUAUAACAUCGGACAGGAUUGUUCUUCAGGAAAGAGCCACGUGCUUGUGUACAAGCUGGGCGGGACGUCCCUGAGUGUGACAGUGCUGCAGGUCAAUGGAGGAGUGUUCCGGGUCCUCAACACACACACCGACCACAGUACCGGAGGAGAGAGCUUCACCCAGGCUUUGGCCCAGCACCUCACUGCAGAAUUCAAACGCACCUAUAAGUACGACGUGAGCACCAACGUCAGGGCCAUGCUGAAGCUGAUGAACGGAGCAGACAUGGCCAAACACUCUCUGUCCUCGCUGGAGUCGGCCAACUGCUUUGUUGACUCACUUCACGACGGCAUCGACUUCGAAUGCAACGUCUCCAGAGCUCGUUUUGAGCUGCUCUGCUCUUCCCUCUUCAACAAGAGCAUCCAGCCAAUCAGACCCCUGCUGGAGGCAGCGGGGCUCUCCACUGCCGACAUUAACAAGGUGGUUCUCUGUGGAGGCUCGGCCAGGAUCCCUCGUCUCCAGCAGAUGAUCCGUGAGAUGUUUCCAGAUGUGGAGCUGCUGAGCUCAUCCCCUCCUGAUGAGGUCAUUGCUGUGGGAGCAGCUCUAGAGGCAGGCUUACUGGUUGGCAAGGACAGUCUGGCCCCCGAGGAAGACUCCAUCACAGUGGAUGUUUCUGCCAGCGACAUACUAGUGAAGGAGGUGGAUGAAUCGGGAGGCGAGGUGUUCACCGUUCUCUUUCCGUCGGGUACGCCCCUCCCAGCCCGCAGGCACCACGUCUUGAGUGGAGGGGCGGGGCUGUCCUCCCUCUGCUUGGAAAUUUACCAGAGAUUUGUUGCGGAGAAGCCAGAGAAGCUAGCUAAGAUUGUCCUGAGGGACCUACAGCCGAAAGUGGAGAACCACAGCAUUGACACCGUGGUGACCAUGAAAAGGGACGGUUCUGUUCACGUGUCCUGCGUAGAACAGAGCUGUGGAAGGCCAGAGGUCGUCACCAUAGCAGCUGCAUCCUGAAUCUGCUCAAAUACAAACCGCACACACUGUCACUGCAGAUGGGUUUUUUUGUUUUUUAUUACCAAAUAAACAUAAUUCAA